AUGUGUUGGAGAGAGUUGCCAAAUCUUGUCUUCAUUAUGGAGACAAAAUUGGAGUCUAGAAGAGUAGAGAGAGUUCGGAAGAAAUGUGGAUUUACAGAAGGUGUAGAGGUAAGCAGUAGUGGCAGAGCUGGUGGUCUUGCUCUUUGGUGGAGAGAUAUAAUGACCAAUAUGGUUUCUUUCUCCCAGAACCAUAUAACGGUGGAUGUGGUAGGAACUGACAAUAACCCUGUGUGGAGGGCGAUUGGUUGGUCUUUUUUUGGCGACUUUAAUGAAAUUCUAACAGAUGAUGAGAAGGUGGGAGGUGUUCCGAGAGCUGAACGGUGUAUGGAUGGAUUUUGCGAGGCGAUGGAUAGUAUGGGUGUGAGAGACUUGGGCUUUAAAGGAUGCAAAUUUACAUGGAAGAGAGGCUUAUCGGUCUCAAAUCUUGUCAGGGAAAGAUUGGAUAGAGGCUUGGCUAGUGAAGGCUGGUGUACCCUAUUUCCUGGUGCAAGUGUCAUUAAUUCUCCUAUUGAUGUAAAACUUUCUGAUCAUGGCCCUAUUGUCAUCAAGGUGGAUGGUAGUGCAGAUGGUGGGAGGAACAAGAAGUUGUUCAGAUUUGAGAAGCACUGGCUUUCGAGAACUGAGUGUGAGGGCGUUGUUAAAGACUAUUGGAGUAGUGCCUACAAUGACCCAAUACAAACAAAAAUUGCAGGGUGUGCGGUUGCUCUCAGCUCAUGGGCUGGCAAGACCUUUGGUGAUAUUAAGAAGAGAAAGAGGAAGGCAGAGGAAGAGCUCAAAGAAAUACAGAAGGGUGCCAUGGAUGAUGUUGGGUUGUCCCGGUGCAAACGCCUAUCAGAAAAGUUAGCUGAACUCCGUUUGAUGGAGGAGUCGUACUGGUAUAGCAGGGCUCGUGCGUGGACCUUAGAUGGAGAAGAAGCAUUAAAGGGGUUAUCUUGUAUGAUUACGGAGGAGAUGAACCAAACACUUUGCGCUGCUCCCACAAGUGCAAAGAUAUCUAAAGCUUUAUUUGAAAUGCAUCCGAACAAAGCCCCUGGGAUCGAUGGCGAAGGAUUAAUUCAUGGGGUGAAGGUAUGCCAUGGUGCUCCUAAUAUAUCUCACUUGUUUUUUGCGGACGAUAGCAUCUUUUUCUCUAGAGCUAACAUAAAUGAAUGCUCCAAGAUUGCAAAUAUUCUCACUAUUUUUGAGUCUGCGUCUGGUCAAAAAAUCAAUCUUAGUAAGUCGGAGGUGUCUUUCAGCAAGAAUGUGAGGCCGGAUAAGAGGAAAGAUAUUUGUGAGUUACUUGGUGUUGGGGAGGUAGAAAAACAUGAGAAAUAUUUGGGCAUACCUACCAUUAUCGGCAAAUCAAAGAAUAUUAUCUUUGCAAGUUUGAAGAGUAGGAUUUGGAAGAAGUUACAGGGUUGGAAGGAAAAACUCAUGUCAAAAGCAGGAAAGGAGAUUCUCCUAAAAUCUGUAGUGCUGGCCAUCCAGACAUACUUAAUGGGUGUGUUCAAGUUGCCAGGCGGACUGCUAGAUGAUAUUCACUCUGUGAUGGCUCGGUUUUGGUGGGGUAAUGGUGGUGACGGCAAAAUGCACUGGAAAUCAUGGGAGUACUUGUGCCGUCCAAAAUCCCGGGGAGGAAUGGGUUUUCGAGAUUUAAGGGUAUUUAAUCAAGCCCUGUUAGCGAAACAGGGGUGGCGACUCAUACAUGACAGGGAUACUCUACUAUACAAGGUUCUCAAAGCUAAGUAUUUUAAGUCCUCUGACUUUAUUGAGGCUCGGAGGGGGUUUGAUCCAAGUUAUACUUGGAGAAGCAUUUGGGGAGCAAAAUCCCUUCUGUUGGAAGGCUUAAUAUGGAGGGUGGAUAAUGGGUUGGAUAUUAAAGUAUGGAGUGACAAAUGGUUACCUAGGGAGACAGGUAACGAAAUACCCAUUCCCCCAGCUAAUGGACUACAUGAUCCUGAUCUCAGAGUAAGUGACAUCAUUGAUCAUCAAACUGGGCAGUGGGAUGUUAGGGAGAUGGGGCUGCACCUUGCAGCUACGGAUAUUGCUGAUAUAAUGAAUAUCCCCCUUCUUCCGUCACCUAGUCCUGACAUACCAGUCUGGAAAUUCACAAAGAACAGAGUUUUUUCUGUAAAAUCUGCAUACUGGUUCGGUAUGGAUAGCCCAUCUAGCGCUGAGAACUUGCAUAAUGAGGACUAUUGGAAGCCCCUUUGGUUGGUGGAAGGCCCCCCGAAGCUUAAACACUUUUUAUGGAGAGCAAGUCACAGGGCCCUAGCAGUGGGAAAAGAAUUACAUAGACGUCACAUGAGAGACACAAGGACAUGUCAAAGGUGCAAUGUGGAUGAGGAAUCAGUUGUCCAUGCUAUAUUCCAAUGUCCUACAUCCUGUAAAGUGUGGGAGGAAAGCCCAUUCAGAGACCACGUAGAAGCCAUUGAUGAGGAUGAUUUUUGCUCUUUACUGUCUCACUGGUUGCGGAACUUCUCCAGAGAGCAAUUCAGUAGGUUCGCUACCAUUAUGUGGGCAAUGUGGCUGUGCAGGAACAAAAUGAUUUUUGAGGACUCAACUCAAAACCCUCAUGAUGUUGCAAUUGGGCUGUUGAAAUUUGUUGCUGAGCACAAUAGCUACACAGCCAAGGAUCCCAGUAUUGCUGAAGCUGCAGCGGUGUUAUAUGGGGUUCAAUUGGCCAUCCAGAAUGGGUAUACGAAGGUAUGGGUUGAGAGUGAUGCAGCUAAUAUUAUACAGAAGCUCAACGUCCAUGUUCAGGAGCUGUCGUACUUGUAUUUGUUUAUUGAGAGGAUCCUACUGUUAGUUCCGAAUUUUAGCUACUUUAAAUGUAGUCAUGUGAGGAGGAAUGGUAACACCGUGGCUCAUCUGUUAGCCAGGUCGUGUACCCGUGAUGUACCUGAACAAUGUUACUUUGAGUCUUUUCCGGAAGGUGUACUUCGUCUUGCGGAAUUGGACAUUAAUUAA
Molecule: messenger RNA, 2949 nt
Organism: Chenopodium quinoa (quinoa)
Lineage: Eukaryota; Viridiplantae; Streptophyta; Magnoliopsida; Caryophyllales; Amaranthaceae
Exons: 5
Coding region: 1-2949 (982 amino acids)
Molecular function (GO): nucleic acid binding; RNA-DNA hybrid ribonuclease activity
Source: RefSeq, a predicted model, not a curated record